This is a messenger RNA of Saccostrea echinata, 1350 nucleotides long. The record is from the annotation of a RefSeq genome assembly. NCBI's taxonomy places the organism in Eukaryota, Metazoa, Mollusca, Bivalvia, Ostreida, Ostreidae.
AUGGGUUUGUUAUACUUAGUUUUAGGGUCUUCUUUAAUGGUUUUAUUCUUAAAUAAAAAAGAUCAGUUAAUAGCUGUUGCAAAUUUAAUAGCUUUCUGAUCAAUUUACAGAAUGUCUAUAUGGUCUGGUCCCGGUAUUUCUUGGGAGUCUUAUAGUGAAUACUUAACUAGUGAUAUUUUCAGAUCCAGAAUGGUAACACUUACCUUUUGGGUAUGUGGUGUAAGAAUUUUAGCUAGGGGGUCUAUGGGAACACUGCGAGGAGACUACAAAAGGUUUGUGUGGUUAAUACUUCUACUUUGCAUUUUUUUGGUGGGUUGUUUUCUGGUAAAUAUGAUGUCUAUUUUUUAUGUACUGUUUGAAAGAACUUUAAUUCCGAUAGUAGCAAUUAUUGCCAUUUGGGGGCAGCAACCUGAGCGUAUUCCGGCAAUUCGUUAUAUCAGUGCCUAUACUGUUGGGGGCUCUCUUCCUUUGCUUUUUGUAAUCAUCUUCAUAGAGUGUGAGCUGGGGACAAGAUUUCUCUGGUUUACAACGCCUAAACUACACAUUGAUUGAUGGUUUUGAAUUAUAUGUUUUUCGGGAUUUUUAGUUAAAUUUCCUGCUUAUCCUGCUCAUACAUGGCUUCCUAAAGCUCAUGUGCAGGCUCCCGUUGGAGGUUCUAUUGUGUUAGCCGGAAUUCUCCUUAAGUUAGGGGGUUAUGGAAUUCUUCGAAUAAUAUCUGUGUUUUCUUAUAGACUAGAAAAAUUUGGAUUAUUGGUAAUUUCAUUUUCUUUAACUGGAAGAGUUUAUGCAGCUUUCAUAUGUUCGCGGCAAAGCGAUGUGAAAAAGAUAAUUGCAUACUCUUCAGUUUCCCACAUAGCAUUUUGUAUUAUUGGGUUGUUUAGCUGUUUAGAGGUCGGAUUAACUUCCGCCUUCAUUAUACUUAUGGGUCAUGGGUUUAUUUCUUCAGGACUUUUUGCUUUAUGUGGGAUAAGAAGAGAGUUAACUCACACUCGAAACUUAAAAAUAAUAAGUGGUGCUUGCCGUACUACUCCCAUUUUAACUUUUAUGUGGCUCGUUUUUAUUAUGAUAAACCUGGGGGUGCCUCCUUGUCCUACCAUUAUUAGGGAGGUUUUAGCAGUAGUGAGAGUGAUCUCUGUGGGACCUUGAAGCUUUUUGUUUCUGGUUGUUUACUUCUUUGCAAGGGGAGUUUACAGAUUCGCUUUAUAUUGUCAAUUAGCUCACGGACCAGUUCCAGAGGACGAUGUUGUUUUGUUUGAAGAGGUUACUCCGCGAGAUAUGCUUUCCGUGUUUUUUCUAUUUUACCCUUUAGUGGAGUUGUUGUUCAAAUGAGAUUUAUGAGGAAGCUUUUAA